GAGGAGGCAGGGGUGGAGACUUGUAAAAAAGGGCGUAGGAAAAGCAGAGGAGAAACCUUGAAUGAGGGAUUAGAAGACUUCAGAGAGCACCGAAACAGCAGGCUUCAAGUCUCAACUGACUGCAAACAGCCCAGUCAUGUUAAAUGACAUUAAAAAAUUUUUAGACUGACAUGGAACAAUUUUAGCGUUUUAUGAAAAGAUGAGACAAAGAUUAUGAGGAUCAUUUCUGACAAGUCCACUGUUCCAGUCCGCCGCUGGUAGAAGCUCUCCAUGUGAUGCUUCACUUUUGCGCAACAGGUUCUGCGAGAUAAAUUAACCAGCAUCAUCUCCAAUCAAUGUAGGAAGAAGAAGCAUGCUGUCCCGGUUCUGGCCCUUUAGCAUCGAGCAGGAGAUCAACUCAUGGGAUGUAGUGGAUGCAGAGUCAGGUUCAACUUUGGCAAGGUGCUGUCCAAAGUCUCGGUGUUUUUUACCAUGGUCCUGAUUUUCAUCUACUUCUUCUACUGCCUCACCGGACUGUGCGAUUCGGCUCCGAGAGCUUUAUACAACCAACAAUCGUUAGACUAUGACAUUUUGGACGAUCAUCGCCGCAUUUUGGACGACCUGCGACCAUCGCCGCGUCUCCUCGCUGACACGACAGCACGCAAAGCCUCCCCGGACGCAGAACAGGUUGACGCGCCGGGACGGCUGCUUCAACACGUGUUGGACAGCGCCAAGGAGAGCGCCCAGGACAACGGCAUCCCCGUGUCCAACACUUUCGGGACCAAAAGGUUUCCGCAGGCGAUUAUAAUCGGCGUGAAGAAAGGAGGAACCCGCGCCCUGCUGGAGUUUCUUCGCAUCCAUCCGGACGUGAGAGCGGUCGGCGCGGAGCCUCACUUUUUCGACAGGUUUUAUGACAAAGGACUGGAGUGGUACAGGAACUUGAUGCCUCGGACACUGGAUGGUCAGAUCACCAUGGAGAAGACCCCCAGCUACUUUGUCACAAAGGAGGCUCCUGGUCGUGUCUGCACUAUGAACUGCCAAACCAAACUCAUUGUGGUGGUCAGGGAUCCUGUCACGAGGGCUGUAUCUGACUACACCCAGACACUAUCUAAGAACCCAGGUCUUCCAUCCUUCCAGAGCCUGGCUUUGAAGAACUCCACCACAGGUCUGAUUGACACCACAUGGAGCGCAGUGCGCAUCGGCCUCUACGCCAAACAUCUGGAGAACUGGCUUCAGUACUUCCCCUUGUCUCAUUUUCUGUUUGUCAGCGGUGAGCGGCUGGUGUCUGAUCCAGCUGGGGAGAUGGGCAGGGUUCAGGACUUUCUGGGUCUGAAAAGGGUAAUUUCAGACAAACACUUUUACUUCAACCAGACCAAAGGUUUUCCCUGCUUGAAAAAGCCAGAGGGGAGCAGCAGACCUCGCUGCCUUGGAAAGUCUAAGGGCAGACCCCAUCCCCAGAUCCCCACUGAGGUCCUGCAGAGACUCCGAGACUUCUACAGGCCCUUUAACCACCAUUUUUACCAAAUGAGUGGACAAGACUUUGGCUGGGACUAAGAGAAGAGAUUCCUGUCAUAAUCCAGAUUAAAGUCAGUCCCGUACUUUGUUGAGAAAUUUGACUGUUUAAUACUCCACAGGAUUAACAUUCUCAGGGAUGGGGUAGAUGAACACAAAGUCCACAGACUGAAUUCUGUUUCAUUGUAAUCCACAUGACAUGCAGCACAUGGACUGUCAUUGUUUGUGGUAGAGUAUAACCCGACAUGGACGCAGUGCUGCCAAAAUGUAAGUUACUCUCUUAGUUAAUGGCUUAGUUAUUAAACCAUUUUCAUGCUUGUGUGUUAAUGUUAUUGCCUAUCACAAACUACACACCAAAGGGAAAGCAAACAUUGGAUUUAAAUAUCAUUUUUGGAUUUUUGUUAAGUUUUGUUUAUAAGAUAAGCUAUUUAUAGUUUCUGUUGAUUUGAAAUACAACAGUUACAGACUUCCUUUAUGAAAGAAAUGUAUUUAUUAAUGGUAAGACAUAAAAGUGACUGGACAUUGGGAAAAAUGUCAUACUCCAUGAUAAACCACUAUUUCUUUACAGUCAUUAGCAGUGUUACUUUUACUGUGUUUACUGUAUUUUCAUUUCAUUUACUGUGUCAAAUGCCACAUACUUCAGUUUAAUUUUACAGGAUAUUUCUUAGUACGGUGCAGUUGAUAUACCAAUAAUACCUCAUCUGUAAAUAUGAAAGGUGUAACAACAGAAAUCACACAAACACACAUUCCAUUUGUAGGUAUUUGUAGAUAUUUUUUCCUUCAGAGCUACUUCACUAUUUUAACUGCCUUGGACAGCACCAACUGUAUCCACCGUCACUCAACAAGUAAAUUACUGUUUUGAUCUGUGAUUUUUUUUUUUAACCAUUUUAAGCUCCAUGUAUAAAUUACACAAAGCACAGUGGUGUGUAUAAAACCUUAAUUCUGACUCAGAUUCUUUGUUUUGUGAAGUAAAGUUUUAUCUU
Messenger RNA from Scatophagus argus, 2474 nucleotides. RefSeq names its product heparan sulfate glucosamine 3-O-sulfotransferase 6-like. Gene Ontology annotation, molecular function: [heparan sulfate]-glucosamine 3-sulfotransferase activity. The record is from RefSeq and is a predicted model, not a curated record. NCBI's taxonomy places the organism in Eukaryota, Metazoa, Chordata, Actinopteri, Scatophagidae. The transcript has 2 exons. The coding region runs from base 400 to 1533 and encodes 377 amino acids.